Messenger RNA from Cinara cedri, 586 nucleotides. The record is from the annotation of a GenBank genome assembly. NCBI's taxonomy places the organism in Eukaryota, Metazoa, Arthropoda, Insecta, Hemiptera, Aphididae.
AUGGCUAAACGCAUAACAGAUUUUUUUGGAGUAUCCUCAAAAAAACAAAAACCUUCUAAUUCUGAAUCUUAUAUUUUACCUCAAAAUGUACCUGCUGAAGCUUCAAAUUCUAAUACUUCUUUAACUAUAAAUCAAGUAGAGGGUUUAAUUGAUUGCCCUUCAUCGAGUUCAGAAUGGUACAAAGGGUUCAAGUUAGAUGCUAAUUGGUUAAUUCAAACAUUCGAAUUUUUGAAGAAAGUAAAAUUAGGAAAACGAUCAGGUAUUCNAAAUGUACCUGCUGAAGCUUCAAAUUCUAAUACUUCUUUAACUAUAAAUUAAGUAGAGGGUAUAAUUGAUUGUCCUUCAUCGAGUGGUACAUCAUCAAUGGUACAAAGGGUCCAAGUUAGAUGCUAAUUGGUUAAUUAAAACAUUCGAAUUUUUGAAGAAAGUAAAAUUAGGUAAACGAUCAGGUAUUCAAUGUAUUUUAUGUUUUAUUCAAAUUUCACAAUCCAAAAAGUUGUCUCGCAACGGACAAGUUCCAAUAGCCGACGGGAUUAGAUGUGAUGGAAAAAAAGAACUCAUGAGAAUUGUAGACUAUUUAAAAUAG